AUGGCGAAGCACCGUAAGGACAGAGACAGCUGGGGUGAGUGGUCCCUCAGCGACAAACCCGUCUACGACUGGAGCUCGGAGGAGGAGGAGCCGGACGGACGAGCCCGGCCCAUCCAGGUGCUGCUGGUGAAAGACGACCACACCUUCGAGCUGGACGAGGCGGCGCUGAGUCGCAUCCUGCUGGCGGAGGAGGUCCGGGACCGGGACGUGGUCGCCAUCUCUGUGGCCGGGGCGUUCCGCAAGGGCAAGUCCUUCCUCAUGGACUUCAUGCUGCGCUACAUGUACAAUCACGCUUCGGACACUUGGCUCGGAGAUGCAGACGAGCCCCUGACCGGCUUCUCCUGGCGGGGGGGCUCGGAGCGGGAGACCACCGGCAUCCAGAUCUGGAGCGAGGUCUUCCUGGUGGACAAGCCAGACGGAGGAAAGGUGGCUGUGCUGCUGAUGGACACACAGGGGACGUUCGACAGCCAGUCAACGCUGAGGGAUUCAGCCACCGUGUUCGCCCUGAGCACCAUGAUCAGCUCCAUGCAGGUUUACAACAUCUCACAGAAUGUACAAGAGGACGACCUCCAGCACUUACAGCUCUUCACUGAGUACGGCAGAUUAGCAAUGGAGGAGACCUUCCUCAAACCGUUCCAGUCCAUGAUUUUCCUUGUUCGAGACUGGAGUUUCCCGUACGAGUUUCCCUACGGACAGGAAGGAGGCAUGCAGUUCCUCGAGAAGAGGCUGAAGAUCUCUGAGAACCAGCAUGAAGAGCUGCAGAACGUACGUAAACACAUCCACUCCUGCUUCACCAACAUCUCCUGCUUCCUGAUGCCCCACCCGGGCCUCAAGGUGGCCACCAACCCUCACUUUGAUGGGAGAAUUCAAGAAAUCGAUGGUGAGUUCAUCAACAACCUGAAGGUUCUGGUCCCCUGGCUCCUCAGUCCUACCAACAUCGACGUGAAGGAGAUAAACGGCAGCAAAAUCACGUGCAGAGGCCUGCUGGAGUAUUUCAAGGCCUACAUCAAAAUUUACCAAGGGGAGGAGCUGCCUCAUCCAAAAUCCAUGCUGCAGGCCACAGCAGAGGCCAAUAAUCUGGCAGCAGUCGCAGCCGCAAAGGAUCUGUACAACAAGAAGAUGGAGGGGGUGUGUGGCGGCGACCGACCCUUCCUGGCCCCCAGCGAGCUGCAGGCCCGGCACGGCGUCAUCAGGGAGGAGGCUCUGCAGGUGUUCCGGGGCGUGAAGAAGAUGGGCGGCGAGGAGUUCAGCCGGCGCUACCUGCAGCAGCUGGAGGGCGAGGUCGACGAGGUCUUCGUCCAGUACAUCAAGCACAAUGACUCCAAGAACAUUUUCCACGCCGCCCGCACGCCCGCCACCCUGUUCGUGGUCAUCUUUGUCAUGUACGUGGCCGCGGGCAUCACGGGCUUUGUGGGCGUGGACGUCAUCGCCAGCUUGUGCAACAUGAUCCUGGGUCUGGCGCUGAUCACCCUCUGCACCUGGGCCUACAUCCGCUACACCGGGGAGUACCGGGAACUGGGAGCCGUCAUCGACCAGGUGGCUGGUGCACUGUGGGACCAGGGGAGCACAAAUGAGGCCCUCUACAAGCUGUAUAAUGUUGCGGCCAAUCACAGACACCUGUACCACCACGCCUUCCCGGGGCCGCAGGUGGACGAGGACGAGCAGGAAGGGAAGAGGGACUGA
Messenger RNA from Limanda limanda (common dab), 1683 nucleotides. RefSeq names its product atlastin GTPase 1 (gene atl1). Lineage: Eukaryota; Metazoa; Chordata; Actinopteri; Pleuronectiformes; Pleuronectidae. Gene Ontology annotation, molecular function: GTP binding; GTPase activity. Gene Ontology annotation, biological process: endoplasmic reticulum organization; protein homooligomerization. The transcript has 14 exons. The record is from RefSeq and is a predicted model, not a curated record. Bases 1 to 1683 code for a protein of 560 amino acids.